Molecule: messenger RNA, 3186 nt
Organism: Centrocercus urophasianus (Greater sage-grouse)
Lineage: Eukaryota; Metazoa; Chordata; Aves; Galliformes; Phasianidae
Gene: NOX1
Product: NADPH oxidase 1
Exons: 10
Coding region: 853-2766 (637 amino acids)
Biological process (GO): defense response; superoxide anion generation
Cellular component (GO): NADPH oxidase complex; plasma membrane
Molecular function (GO): superoxide-generating NAD(P)H oxidase activity
Source: RefSeq, a predicted model, not a curated record
GGGGGGCUGGAGGAGCUGGGGGGAAACUGGGAGCUGUCCUGGCUCUGCCAUCCACGGAGGAACAAAGAACUCCUCCAUGUGAGUGAUGGGCACAGUGCCGAGUGGUGGCUGUAGAUCUCAUGUAAUGACUCCUAGGCUGAAAGGAAAGGUGGCCCCCAGUGCUCAGGGGUUAUUUCUGCCUUGUAUGCCUCUUCCCCCUCACAACCCAAAUGUCCAAAAUCCCCAACUGCUCACAGUGAGGUAGAGAAGCAGUGCAUCCCUCCCUGCGGCAUCCAAAACCAAUGGAUGGAGAGUGCAAAACUUGAAACUGCCGCUGCUCCACUCUACUGCUGUGGGCAGGGAGGCUCCCACUUGGGUUUUCUCCUCUCAUGGAGCUGCUUAGUGCUGGAGGAGCUGCAGCACCCACAGCACUGCUGCAACAGCAGCAGGCUGAAACGUCUGGGAAACGGGGGAGGUGGGGACAGGUGCAGGAAAUUGGGAUAUUUGCAUAUUUUAAAUUGUUAAAGAAAAAUAGAACUCAGGGCAGAGUGGUUUUGGGAGCUCUGCAAAAUAUGCAGCUCCCAUGCAGCGCAGAGCAGUGCAGGGAAGCACGGCUCUGCUGCAGGGCUGGCAGCAUGGUGAGGACUGGCAGCUGCAUCCCUGCAGCAUUUCCUCCUCCCAGACCUUUCUGGCUCGGUAUCUGCCCCAGGCCCUUCUCUUUCUCAGCGGCAGAUAUUUCCUUUAUCUUCCUUUCCUCAUUCCUUGUGCAUGCAGAAGGAUGGCAUUGAUGGGACAGUUAUUUUGCAACACUCCUUCCCACCCUUGUUCCCGUGUCCCAUCUCACCCGUGAUGCCUCAGGAGUAAGGGAGUGGAAUGGGAUGCACUGCGCUGAUGCCCUCUAUCCGUGCCUGCAGCCAUGUGCUGCAGGGUGAGAGGUCCUGUGGCUGGAGUUCCUCACAAUCCUUGGUUCCCCUGCAGGCGGCCUGGCUGGGCAUCAACAUCUUCCUCUUCACAUACUACUUUCUGUUCUUCGACCGGGACGAGCGGUACUUCUACACAAGGGCCAUCCUCGGGUCUGCCUUGGCGUGGGCCCGGGCAUCGGCCAAGUGCCUCAACUUCAACAGCAUGCUGAUCCUGCUGCCCGUCUGCCGCAAUCUGCUCUCCUUCUUGCGCGGGAGCUGCUCGGUGAGUGCCCAUGGGCAGUCCCACAGAAUGUCUGUCCCCAUCCCUGCUUCCGUCCCCAUCCCAACCCUGCCACCUCUCCUUGCAGUGCUGCAGGAGGACGCUGCGCAAGCAGCUGGACCACAACCUCACCUUCCACAAGUUGGUGGCCUAUGCGCUGGCCCUGUUCACAGCUGUGCAUACCAUUGCCCAUCUCUUCAACUUGGAGCGCUACAACUACAGCCAGCAAGCCAACGAUGGCAGCCUGCCUGCUGUCCUUUCCAAGAUGCACCUGCAGGACAGCAACAAGUGGCUGAACCCCAUCCAUUCCAACCAGACGGUGAGCGUGGGUCCACCGCUGCCAACCCCUUGCCCUGUGCCUACCCUGACCCCAUCCUCCUGCCACCUCUGCAGACCGUCGAGUAUGUGGCCUUCACCACCAUCCCAGGGCUGACCGGGGUCAUCAUCACUCUGGCGCUCAUCCUCAUGGUCACAUCUUCCACUGAGUUCAUCCGCAGGAACUACUUUGAGGUCUUUUGGUACACACACCACCUCUUCAUCAUCUACUUCAUCGGCCUUGUCAUCCACGGUGUCGCCGGGUUGGUGCGUGGGCAGACGGAGGAGAGCAUGAAGGAGGUGCACCCACAGCGCUGUGCUGAGUUCCUGGUGCACAAGCCCAAGGAGUGCAGGCAGGAGUGCUGCAAGGAGCCCGAGUUUGGUAGCAUCCCCGCAGAGUCCUGGAAGUGGGUUUUGGCUCCCAUCAUCCUCUACAUCUUUGAGAGGAUCCUGCGCAUCUGGCGCGCGCGCCAGAAGGUGGUCGUCACCAAGGUGGUCAUGCACCCUGCUAAAGUGCUGGAGCUGCACAUGCAGAAGAAGGGCUUCCGCAUGGAAGUGGGACAGUACAUCUUUGUCAACUGCCCCGCUGUGUCCCUGCUGGAGUGGCACCCCUUCACCCUCACCUCAGCACCUGAGGAGGACUUCUUCUCCAUCCACAUCCGGGCGGCUGGGGACUGGACGGAGCGCAUCAUUGACACUUUCCAGCAGCAGAAGCUGGAAAUUCCCAGGAUCGAAGUGGACGGCCCCUUUGGCACAGCCAGCGAAGAUGUGUUCCUGUAUGAGGUGGCCAUGCUGGUGGGAGCAGGCAUCGGCGUUACCCCCUUUGCCUCUAUCCUGAAGUCCAUCUGGUAUAGGUUCCAGCAGAAUGACCAGACUCUCAAGACCAAGAAGAUCUACUUCUACUGGCUCUGCCGAGACACGGGUGCCUUCGCCUGGUUCAAUGACCUGCUUGCCUCACUGGAGCAAAAGAUGGCUGAGUCUGGCAAGGCAGACUUCCUCACCUACCGGCUCUUCCUCACCGGCUGGGACACCAGCAUUGCCAACAACGCAGCACUCAACUUUGACACAGUCACGGACUCAGUGACGGGCCUGAGGCAAAAAACCAUAUUUGGGAGGCCCAGGUGGGACACUGAAUUCUCAGCGGUGGCCACAGCCCACCCCAGGUCGGUGGUUGGUGUGUUCCUGUGUGGUCCGGAGGCACUGGCAAAGGUCUUGCAGAGAUCCUGUCACCAGCACUCCAGCUUGGACCCCAGAAAGGUCAAAUUCUACUUCAACAAGGAGAACUUUUAAGCGGGAGCCAGGAUGGGACCAUGGGCAGCAGAGAAUAACCAGCCUGCUGCUCUCACUUCCCUUUUUGAAGCAACUCUGCCUGGAAUGAGCAUCAGCUGAAAAGCUUUGCAUGAGAACCAGGCAAGACAGCUAGAUCAUCCUUCAUAAGAAGAAACUCUGGGUUCACAGACUGCUGCCUCCUUGACCCUACAAAGGGUCCCUGCGAGGGGAAAUGAGCCCAGCUCUCAGCACAGCCCCCCAUGAGACACGCAUUGGGAUGGACCGGAGCAGCACGCAGGUGCAGACCAGCAGGAGGCAAGGGGAGCCCAGCAGGCUGGGCAAUAUGGUGGGGUCAGACGUGACACCAGGGCACUAAGGGCCAAACACACCCCUCCCGAUUUAAGUGUCCCUCUCCAUAAAAUAGUAAAUUAAACUUGUUUU